CCGUUUUCACCCAAGUGCUAUGAGUCCUGCCAAUCUCCUCCUCCUCAUGAUUGCAGCAGCAGCACCGCCGCUCUUUGCGGCACAGAACUUUAAUGAUAAUUCAACGGCCGAACCGCCGACGUUGUGGAUCAACAAUGCUCAACUCGGUGAUUCAGCCAUGCGCGUCAUUCUCCAAGAUGACCCCGGAUACUUUGGCACAGGAUUCAUAUGUGCCACCGACACCGAACCCACAUGCAAAGUUUACCUAUUUGCCGUCUUCUUUACCAUCGUUAGUGGUCUGGGUCCAGUGAUCUGGUCUGCCAACCGGGAUCACCCUGUAAAGGAAAACGCCACCCUUGAGUUUACCUUGGGUGGGAACUUAGUCCUCCGUGAUGCCGAUGGUAGUUAUGUCUGGUCAAGCGGCAGCUCAGGCCGGUCUGUAAAUGGCAUGGUGAUCACCGUGAUCGGUAAUCUGGUGUUGUUUGAUCACAGAAAUGCUACAGUAUGGCAGUCAUUUGAUCAUCCUACUGACACAUUGGCCCUUGGACAGUCACUUGUGGAAGGUAUGAGGCUCACAUCAAGUACUUCUACAAGAAAUCCGACUGAGGGUCAGUUCUAUAUCACUGUACGCCCCGAUGGAUUAAAUGCUUAUUAUGCUGAAGGACCCACAUCCUCACAACUCUACUUUUGGUACCAGAUGAAAAUAGGAAAGAUAGGAAAUGAUCCAACAAGGGCCACAUUAAUGGAUGGAAGCCUUAGCUUUAUUUUGCGGCCAGAUAUGAGCGAUAAUAUAUCAUUGCCAACAUCUAAUUACAUCCCGUACAUGAGAUUAGAUCCAGAUGGACACCUGAUGCUAUAUGGCCUGUCAAUUCCUAAUAGUGAACGUGUAGUGCUGCACGGUGAGGUGCUGUAUGAUGUACUGGGGUCAAUGGGUAUGGAUAACUGUGCUUACCCAAAAACCUGCGGGGAGUACGGCUUAUGCAUGAGGGGGCAAUGCACUUGUCCACUCCAAAACAGUUCUAGUUCCAGCUACUUCAAGCCAGUGGAUGAGCAGACACUAGAUCUUGGCUGCAUGCCGCUAACUCCAAUCUCUUGUCAUGAAAUGCAACGCCACCAGCUCUUGAGCCUUGCAAAUAUUAGAUACUUUCAUGACGACCAAACGGUUUUGAAUGCAACAAAUGAAGAUGACUGUAAGCAAGCUUGCUUGAAGAACUGCUCCUGCAGGGCCGUUCUGUUCAGAGCUGGAGGAUGCGUGUGGGUGACGAAGGUCUUCUCUUUGCAUGCAAUACAACCUGAAAAUGCUGAUUACGACUCCGCUUACCUCAAGGUGCAACUUAUCCCCUCAGUUUCUGCACCCAAUGCGGACAGAAAGAAGGUGAUCUUAGCUACUACAUUUGGAACUAUUACUACUCUUGCAUUGCUUGUCAUUGUUGUCACUCUUUAUCUUCAAAGGAGGAGAAAGUAUGAAGAGAAAGAUGAAUUUAAUUUUGAUCAAUUGCCUGGAACACCAACGAGAUAUUCUUUUCAAAAGUUGCGCGAAUGCACUCAAGGGUUCAGUAAGAAGCUCGGAGAAGGUGGGUUUGGGUCGGUUUUUGAAGGUAAAUUUGGUGAAGAGAGAGUUGCAGUGAAACGUUUGGAAGGUGCUAGACAAGGAAAGAAAGAGUUUUUGGCAGAAGUCGAGACUAUUGGAAGUAUUGAACACAUCAAUCUUGUCAGGCUGAUUGGCUUCUGUGCAGAGAAGUCUGAGAGACUUCUGGUAUAUGAGUAUAUGUUGAGAGGGUCGCUUGAUAGGUGGAUCUAUUACUGCCAUAACAAUGUGCCUCUUGAUUGGUGCACACGUUGUAAGAUCAUCCUUGAUGUUGCGAAGGGCCUGUGCUAUCUUCACGAGGACUGCAGGAGAAAAAUAGUUCAUUUGGAUAUCAAACCACAAAACAUCCUCUUGGAUUGCAACUUUAAUGCCAAAGUGGCUGAUUUUGGACUAUGCAAGCUAAUAGAUAGGGAUCAAAGCAAGGUAGUGACUAUGAUGAGAGGAACGCCUGGAUAUCUGGCACCUGAAUGGUUGACAUCACGGAUCACUGAAAAAGUUGAUGUCUACAGCUUUGGAGUUGUCAUCAUGGAAAUAGUAAGUGGAAGGAAAAAUAUUGACAACUCUCAGCCCGAGGAGAAUGUUCAGCUCAUAAAUCUCUUACAGGAAAAGGCUCAAAAUAACCAAUUGAUUGAUCUGAUCGACAAGCAUAGUGAUGAUAUGGUCUCACACCAGGAGGAAGUAGUUCAAAUGAUGAAGCUUGCAAUAUGGUGCCUACAACACGACAGCAUUCAAAGGCCUUCAAUGUCAAUCGUGAUCAAGGUACUGGAAGGUGCGAUUAGCAUAGAAACUUUCGAUGCAAAUUCACUCAUGUUUGUUCAAGAUAACCCACCAACAUAUUCAGUUCCAACUCAAGCAUCCAUAUUAUCUGGCCCAAGAUGAAACGGGCGGGUAAUGAGCAGAAGAAUGUCAAGUUAUGGACUACUGCUUUUGUAUCCUAUACUAUUUGUAUUGUUGAAAUAUGAUAGAAAUUCAAAAUUGUAGUCAACAAUAAAGCGAGCACUAUCGGAUGGCACGAAAAGAAACCUGCAGCAACCAAGUCAUGAAGGAAUGAAAGGAAGGGUUAUUACUAAUUCUAAUGGAAUAAUAAAUUGACAGCAACCAGAGAAACAAUUGGUUCCAUUUGUUGAAAGUAAUGUUAAUGUGCAUCAGAAUUACAAAUGGAGCUGGCUUUGUCUGCAGCUGAGGGACGGUUUUCAUUCACCGACCACUAACUUGCAUUUCACAAGGCCAAGGGAAGACAUUAUUACUCAUUAGAUUGUUUUUUAGGAAACC
Molecule: messenger RNA, 2839 nt
Organism: Lolium rigidum
Lineage: Eukaryota; Viridiplantae; Streptophyta; Magnoliopsida; Poales; Poaceae
Product: G-type lectin S-receptor-like serine/threonine-protein kinase SD2-5
Exons: 1
Coding region: 20-2446 (808 amino acids)
Biological process (GO): protein phosphorylation
Molecular function (GO): protein serine/threonine kinase activity; ATP binding
Source: RefSeq, a predicted model, not a curated record